CUCUCUGCCAUACUGAAGCAGGUGUCCAACAUGGCGAACACUGGCAGCGGCUCUCUCGCGACUAUUCUCUCUUUAUUCGUGCUUCAAGCGGCUCUUCACAAAGUGGUGAGUCAGAACCUGGUGACAGACAACGUGUCGGUGGUGGAGGGCGAGAUGGCGAUCAUCAGCUGUCGGGUGAAGAACAACGACGACUCCGUUAUCCAGCUGCUCAACCCCAACAGACAGACAAUUUACUUCAGAGACAUGAGACCACUGAAAGACUCUCGCUUUCAGCUGGUGAACUUCUCAGACAACGAGCUGCGGGUGUCGCUGUCUAACGUCUCGCUGUCAGACGAGGGUCGAUAUGUUUGUCAGCUCUACACAGACCCCCCGCAGGAAGCCUACGCCGACAUCACUGUGCUAAUUCCUCCCGGUAACCCCAUCAUCGAGGCUCGAGAUGAGGUCCUGAGCGAGGGCAACGAGACAGAGAUGACCUGCACCGCCAUGAGCAGCAAGCCCGCCGCCGCCAUCAGAUGGAUGAAGGGAGACAAAGAGCUCCCAGGUAAGCCCAAAGUUGAGCUGACCUACGACAAGAUGUACACGGUGACCAGCCGGCUGACGUUCACCGUCAGCAAGGAGGAUGAUGGCGUGCCUGUGGUUUGCAUCGUCGACCACCCCGCAGUCAAGGACUUCCAGGCACAGAAAUACCUGGAGGUGCAGUACAAACCGGAGGUAAAGAUCGUGGUAGGAUUUCCUCACGGUCUGACCAGGGAAGGAGAGAACCUGGAACUGACGUGCAAGGCCAAAGGCAAACCCCAGCCACAGCGGGUGAACUGGGUCAAGGUGGACGACGACGUGCCGUCCCACGCCGUCAUCACCGGCGGGGAUCUUUACAUCGAGAACCUAAACAAGUCCUACAACGGAACCUACCGCUGCAUGGCCUCCAACUCAGUGGGGGAGUCUUUCGACGACUACAUCCUCUACGUCUAUGAUGCUCCCACCACCACCCCUAUACCCACCACCGCCACCACCACCACCUCCACCAUCACCUCCACCAUCUCCUACCCUGAAGCCAAUCAAGAUUCACGAGCCGGAGAAGGAGCCCCCAGAACGGUGGACCACGCAGUGAUUGGCGGGGUGGUGGCCGUGGUCGUCUUCGCCAUGCUCUGUCUACUCAUCGUCUUGGGGCGUUACUUUGCGAGACACAAAGGUACCUACUUCACGCACGAAGCCAAAGGGGCGGACGAUGCAGCGGACGCGGACACGGCCAUCAUCAACGCAGAGGGCGGCCACACCAACUCGGACGAAAAGAAAGAGUACUACAUCUAAUCCGAGCCAGACCCUC
Chelmon rostratus (copperband butterflyfish) is the source of this 1324-nucleotide messenger RNA. It is a transcript of the gene cadm1a, whose product is annotated as cell adhesion molecule 1a. Lineage: Eukaryota; Metazoa; Chordata; Actinopteri; Chaetodontiformes; Chaetodontidae. The transcript is spliced from 10 exons. Gene Ontology annotation, cellular component: neuron projection; plasma membrane; synapse. Gene Ontology annotation, biological process: detection of stimulus; susceptibility to natural killer cell mediated cytotoxicity; cell recognition. Gene Ontology annotation, molecular function: signaling receptor binding. The coding region runs from base 31 to 1308 and encodes 425 amino acids. The record is from RefSeq and is a predicted model, not a curated record.